This is a messenger RNA of Haemonchus placei, 1329 nucleotides long. NCBI's taxonomy places the organism in Eukaryota, Metazoa, Nematoda, Chromadorea, Rhabditida, Trichostrongylidae. The record is from the annotation of a GenBank genome assembly.
AUGGCUGCUAGUGAGCCGAUCGAUAUUACUCCUAAUAAGGAUGGAGGUAUCCUGAAAACAAUUAAGAAAGAAGGAACUGGAUCAGCUAAGCCGACUCCCGGAACAACUGUUAAGGUACACUAUGUGGGAACGUUGGAAAAUGGUGAAACUUUCGACUCAAGUCGCGAGCGAGGUACCGAGUUUGAAUUUCUGUUGAGUCGUGGACAGGUCAUCAGGGGAUGGGACAUUGGUGUAGCUACAAUGAAGAAAGGUGAGAUUGCCGACUUCAAAAUUCGAUCAGAUUAUGGAUACGGAGAAAGUGGAAGUAUGCCGAAAAUUCCACCAAAUGCCACAUUGAAUUUUGAGGUGGAGCUCAUUGAUUGGUCAGCUGAAGAUAUUUCGCCGAACCGUGAUGGAACAAUCUUACGUUCAGUUAUUGUUGAAGGAGAAAAAUUGGCAAAUCCAAGUGAAACAAGUCCUGUUGAUGUCCAUGCUGUUGGUUCAUAUGAAGGUCGAGUUUUCUACGAUAAGGAGGUCACAUUUGUUCUGGGAGAAGGUUCAGAGGUAGGACUUCCUGAAGGUGUCGACCGAGCUUUGCGCCGCUUCUGUCGAGGGGAAAAAUCUACAAUACGUUUAUCCGGAACGAAGAACACUUACGGUUCUAACCCUCCGCCGGAGUAUAACCUACCUCCAAAUGCCACUAUUGAAUUCACUAUUUUCCUGAAAAGUUUUGAAAAAGUGCCUGCGCUAUGGGAGAUGACGGCAGAAAAGAAGCUCGAAGAGGCUACGCUGGCUAAAGAACGCGGCACAGCAUUUUUGAAACAAAAUAAGCUCAAGCUUGCUUAUAAUAAAUACAAGCGAAUUGAGGAUAUUCUGGAAUUUGAAAAGAGCAUGGACCCCGAACAGAAGAAGACUCGUGACGAUUUGAUGCUUGCCGCUUAUUUGAACCUCUCCUUAACGGCAUCGAAAAUGGGAGAAAUGUUGGACUGCAUCAAGUACUGCGAUAAGACUCGUGACGAUUUGAUGCUUGCCGCUUAUUUGAACCUCUCCUUAACGGCAUCGAAAAUGGGAGAGAUGUUGGACUGCAUCAAGUACUGCGAUAAGGCACUCGAGCUCUCGCCCAGCAAUGUAAAAGCUCUUUAUCGUAAGGCUGGCGCAAGAGCAGCUCUAUCCGAUUUCGAUGAAGCAAAAAAGAUGUAUGAGAGGAUCCUGGAGGUCGAUCCAGAAAACAAAGCUGCUGCUCAGCAGAUUCUUGUCGUUCGCCAGAUGAUGAAAGAACAGUUGGAGCGUGAUAAGAAGCGAUAUAAAAACCUCUUCUCGAAAAUCUCCGAUGUGACAGAGGUAUUUUAG